Molecule: messenger RNA, 2055 nt
Organism: Neocloeon triangulifer
Lineage: Eukaryota; Metazoa; Arthropoda; Insecta; Ephemeroptera; Baetidae
Exons: 6
Coding region: 139-1599 (486 amino acids)
Biological process (GO): proteolysis
Molecular function (GO): cysteine-type endopeptidase activity
Source: RefSeq, a predicted model, not a curated record
AUUUGAGUUAGACGACAAUGACACUGGACUGCUCACUUCCAGGAAAAAGAAGCGAUUGCGGCAGAAAGAUGUAAACAAGAACGAAUUUGUCUUGAAGAUAAAGUUUUGUCGUCGGAAUUGGCUGCUUCUUCAGGAACUAUGGAGCCACGCGAGGCAAGCCAGCAGCCCAUAGAGGAAGAAAAUGACCUCAAUGAAAUGAUACAAUGUGACAACCAGAGCAAAUUUCAACGUCUCAGUGUCGAUGGGCCCUCUGAUGCCAUUCGUCGUUCAACAGAUCAUAAGCUUUCCGAGGACGAAAAGUUGGAAAGAAUAAUCAAAUCUAAGCUGGCUUAUUACGGUAAAGAACACUGGGUUUCUUUCAAGUUCCUCCUGGGAAAGGAGAAAAAUACAGACUGCAUGAAGGAAGCACUGGCUGUUUCAAAAAAUUUUAAAAUUCUCAAUGAAGAAUUCGGCAUCAAGAAGUCGGUCGCUUUAAACGACUUCCAGCCAGACAACUUAGAAUUUGCAGUCAAGAUUAGUCAGUUUAAGAAGAAACUCUUCUACAUUGCUGGGCAACUGGACAGAGAGGAAACUCGUGAGCUGAUAACAAAAUUCCAAGGAGACGGAGACGAUCUUCAGUUGGAACUUUAUUUUGAAAAAUGGAUGGAGAACAAAAUCUUGCAGGAGAACAAGAUUGACAAGCUGAGGACAAUUUUGCUUGGCAUGAAAAAAAUGUCAUUGGCUAAGAUCCUGGAUGACGAUUUUCAUAGAGGUUUGUGCAUAAUCAUAAAUCAAAAGCUGUACACAAAACAGCACGAUCCAAGGGUUGGAACAGAUCAAGACAGGGAGAGACUGCGAGAGACGUUUACAAGAAUUGGCUUUGACAUUGAGGUUUUGAACAAUGUGACUCACUCAAAACUGAAACAGUCACUUGAGAAUUUGAUAUGCAAAAUUAAGGAUUCUGACAAGUGCCUUGUUGUGUGUAUUUUGGCUCAUGGUCGGCAAGAUGAAAUUUUCUGCGUCGAUGACGGUGCUGAUCGAGGAUACCCAUUGGACAGCAUCAAAAACAUAUUCAAUGCAGAUGCUUGCCGACAGCUGGCAAAGAAGCCAAAGAUUUUCAUUGUCCAAGCAUGCCAAGGAGACGUUACCCUUUUUGAAAGUGAGCCUCCAGAAGUGGUUCAGGAUGAAGGAUUAGCUGAUGAUGGGGCAAGAGCUGCUCCGUCAAAAUCAGCUGAAAACCACAAGAAUGUGUGCACAUUUCUGUCUUCUGUGCCAGGAACAACUUCCCUUCGUGAUGUUCAAAAUGGAACAUUUUUCAUUCGUGCAGUGUGCUCGGCCAUUGACGGGAAACCCUCGUGCAACUUGAAUGUUCUGCCAACUGAAGUUAUCAGCACCGUGGGGCAGAUGCUCGAAGGUAAGAAGACUAGACGGUCCAUGGUGCCUCAAUACACUACAACUGUUGAGAAACCAGUGCGUUUUCAAGUUGUUCCUGAAAAGGAAGAGGAGGCUGUUAAGAUGAGGUUGAAACGCGUUUUGAUUCAUAUGUGUGCCAAAGAAAUUGCAAAGAGAAUGAUCAUGGCUCAAAGCAAUCGUUCCGUCAAUGUUGAGGCGCGUACUUAAAUUAUUUAUGCGUUACUGCUGUGAUUUUCUAGUAAAUUUUAUGCUGUAGAACAGCUUUGAAAUUUUCGGAUGUAAAAUUUAUCUUUCAUAAAUGAUAAUUAAUUUUGCAUAAAAUUAUCUGAUGUUCAGGUAGACAAGGAAACGGGCUAUUUUAGAGCAUACAUACGAGAGUUUAUUUCCACUAUUCGUAUUUACGAAAGUACAAAAAAUUCUAGCUUGGAACAAGUAUCACAUUACAAAAGUUAAACAACACUGAGACCUGUAAAAAUCUGUCACGCUCAAUUGCUAUUCUACAAAUUACGUAAUUUUAGUAAUCUCAAAAUGCAAAAUUUGUACAUUGAUUAUGGCUGUUUUCUGGCAGUGAGAAAUAUCAGCAUAUUUUUAAAUGCUUUGAUAGAUGUUUCGAACAAAUAAAUAUGACAAUUAUCUCAGUAUAAAAUCAAUAUCUAUAAUAUA